Molecule: messenger RNA, 714 nt
Organism: Lathyrus oleraceus (garden pea)
Lineage: Eukaryota; Viridiplantae; Streptophyta; Magnoliopsida; Fabales; Fabaceae
Product: copper transporter 5.1
Exons: 1
Coding region: 120-551 (143 amino acids)
Biological process (GO): copper ion transmembrane transport
Cellular component (GO): plasma membrane
Molecular function (GO): copper ion transmembrane transporter activity
Source: RefSeq, a predicted model, not a curated record
ACAAAAAAAAUACAACAACUAAGAAUCAAUAGAAGGAAGGAUAGAAAAUACAAAGAAAAAGUUGAUUUUGUGGUUUAACAAACCCUUGAAGUUCAAAAAAAAAAAAAAACUCAGCGAAGAUGAUGCACAUGACCUUCUAUUGGAGCAAAAAAGUAACUCUCCUCUUCGAUUCAUGGAAAACCGAUUCAUGGACGAGUUACACACUGAGUCUACUCGCUUGUCUCAUCGUCUCCAUUUUCUACCAGUUGCUCGAGAAUCGCCGUAUUCGCCUCAAGCUCUUGGCCUCCGGAAAGCCGUUUCCGGCUGAGAUCGAGGCGCCUCUUCUUCGACGGACGUUCGCCGGAAGUGGAGCAAAAUUAGGCGUGAGAGUCGCCGGAGCGGUUCUGUUCGGGUUAAGCUCGGCGAUCGGGUAUUUCUUGAUGUUGUCUGUUAUGUCGUAUAACGGUGGCGUGUUUAUAGCUAUUGUUGUUGGUCUUGCGGUUGGUUAUUUGUUGUUCAGGAGCGACGGCGAAGAUUCCGUCGUCGUUGAUAGUUCUUGCGCAUGCGCUUGAUUUCGGUUUCUUGUUAUGAUUAUUGCUAAUCGAUUAGAUUUUACUGUUAUCGCUAUUUUUCUACUGUUUUAAAUUAGAUCUGUUGCAAGUGGGAAUUUUAGACAUGGUGUUUAUGCAGUUAUUGUAAUUAACUAAUUAUUAUCAAUAAAUUAUUGUUAAGAUA